This is a messenger RNA of Anneissia japonica, 1226 nucleotides long. RefSeq names its product alcohol dehydrogenase class-3-like. NCBI's taxonomy places the organism in Eukaryota, Metazoa, Echinodermata, Crinoidea, Comatulida, Comatulidae. Gene Ontology annotation, molecular function: S-(hydroxymethyl)glutathione dehydrogenase [NAD(P)+] activity; zinc ion binding. The transcript has 5 exons. The record is from RefSeq and is a predicted model, not a curated record. Gene Ontology annotation, cellular component: cytosol. Bases 57 to 557 code for a protein of 166 amino acids. Gene Ontology annotation, biological process: formaldehyde catabolic process.
AAGAAGGAUCGACAUGUGCUAUCUGGGGAAUAGGCGCAGUUGGGUUAGCGGCUAUUAUGGGUUGCAAGGUAGUCAAAGCAUCGAGAAUCAUUGCCAUUGACAUCAAUCCAGGAAAAGAGAAAAUUGCUCGUGAAUUUGGAGCUACGGACUUUGUGAACCCAAAGACUCUUGAAACGAGUACAGUGGAGCAUCUGAACAGCAUAACUGAUGGAGGUCUAGACUACACAUUCGAAUGUGUCGGCAACGUCAACACCAUGAGAGAAGCAUUAGAGGCAUGCCACAAGGGUUGGGGUUUAUCCACCAUUGUUGGUAUUUCUAACCCAGAACAUGAUAUCAAGAUCAUGCCAUUCCAACUGGUCACCGGACGAACCUGGCAAGGAUCAUAUUUUGGCGGUUGGAAGACUCUUGAUGACAUUCCGCGGUUGGUGGCGGAUUACAUGUCCGGCAUUCUUAAAUUGGAUGAAUUCAUCUCGCAUCAACUUCCACUGGAGAGCAUCAACAAAGGAUUUGAUCUUAUGCUGGCUAGGGACGGUUUACGUAGUGUCGUGAUCUUCUAGAAGGCGUCUCAGAAGGCUUAUUUUGUUUACAACAACUGAUUACAACAUUGGUAGCCGAACGCAUUCAUUUAAGAUAAAUCGCAAGAUACAAGAUGACAUUUAUCAGAGUACCACAGACAAACAUAGGCUACUUAAUGUAGCUUUAACCCAUUGUAAAAGAACAAUAAUUAACUUAUAUUGCUGUUACGUUUUUAACGACAAUCCGCUCGGCUCAGAUGGUCAUCGACGAUGGCCAACGGAUAGUCGACCGUCAACCUGAGUGGGUCAGUAAUUUUAUUUCAAAAUAACGUUUAUAUAAAGACGUUAUUUACAGACUGCAGGCCCUACUCAUUCAGCAUAAGACUGCACGCCAACAUCUAAAAACCAUAUCAUAUCGAGUGCAUUAAAAUUCAUUAGUUGUUUUGUUUGCAUUAUGUCUUAUCAUAUUGUUUGCCAAUUUUCCAUUUUGGUUUGAAUCAUCAUUAGCGCUUGUGAAUGGUAUGGCCAAAACCCGAGGUGUAGGCCUAUGUCUUCUUAUCAGAUAUACGGUAUUUACACUCUGGACGAUGGUGCGUAGUUAUUAAUUGUGUUGAAAAUAAAUAAAUAUAUAACGAAGUUAACUCUUCUGUGAUGUUUAUGUUUGUAUGUGUUGUUUUAAACUGAGCAUAUUGAAUAAAUCAAUCAAAGAAA